Messenger RNA from Notolabrus celidotus (New Zealand spotty), 2242 nucleotides. It is a transcript of the gene rassf6, whose product is annotated as Ras association domain family member 6. The coding region runs from base 830 to 1870 and encodes 346 amino acids. The transcript is spliced from 12 exons. Gene Ontology annotation, biological process: signal transduction. The record is from RefSeq and is a predicted model, not a curated record. Lineage: Eukaryota; Metazoa; Chordata; Actinopteri; Labriformes; Labridae.
CUCACUUUGUGUUUGAGCGCCUGUUUACCAACAGUGUGUAUCACAAUGGAUCGUUUUGUAUUUCAUAAAUACGCGCAGCCACAAACCAAAAACAGCUUAUUCAGGUGCUGUUUUAUGGAGCUGAGGGAGAUUCAAAGUGUCAGUCACUGACCGGGAUUAAGAAAAGUCUGAGGACGGGGACGAGGAAGGGGACCCGGAUAUUCUGUUGAGGACUCAUGUGUAGUCUAAGAAAUCAGCGAUCAUAACUACAGACUGUUUUAUUAUGAAGACAACAAGUGCAAAGGCUCUUCAUCCACCUCUCACCAUUCCCCUGUCCCUUCCACGUCAUCCCUGCUCCUCACCUGGCUUGGAAAACCCGUCCAAAGGCUCCCUCUCCAAUAUCUCUAACAUAUUGGAUAUUAUUCCUGGGAUACUCCAGGGCCAGCAGCUUUGAGUUCAGUAGCAGGGGAACCCUCUGGUACAUGGGGUUAGGGUGGAGUCGAUCCAGGAGGAGCUCUGAGGGAAGAGCACUCAGUGUUGGGGUCUCCAUGGCUCUGUGGACAAAAGGAGGGAGUGAUGAAUAAAAGGAUCCACAGGUGGAUGCACAGACGUGUAAAUCUUGCUCGAGUCCCACCUCUUCCGGUUUCUCCACUGCUUCCUUUGUCUGCGGCAGGCAAGGAUGACGAUAGUGAGGAAGACAGCAACUGCGAUUGAUGUUAGGGCGAUGACGAUGACAGACAUGGAGUAAGCUGGAGACGAUGACAUUGGUGGGAGGCGAGUCGUCUGACGCGGGCCUGGUGCUUCAGAUUUCAUCACUGAGAGGCAGAGACAGCAUUUGAUAAUAUCAGAGAUGAAUGAACAAGCUCUCCUCCCAGAAAUCCAGGCGGGAGAUGGGAGGACCCUGUCCAGGGCCGAGUUUCUCUCCCUCCUAAGAACAUACAACUGCUUCCUAAAGGACCAGACCCAGCUGCACCUCAGUUACUCUCAGGAUAAAGAUGGGGAGGUGAUGGUGGAAGGCUUCCUGAAUAUCUCCUGGGGAGUACGGAGGCUCAUUAGGCUCAAAAUACAGGAUGAUAAACAGAUGCUUCCCUUUGCUCCUCUGCUCUCACCUGACCCUGUCAGUCCAGUCAGCCCGCUCGGAAACAAAAGAGGUAUGACACGGUGGGGGGAGUAUGUUGACCUCCACCAGAUAGAUGAGAUGUCAGAGACACCGCAGGACGCAGUGAUCAAAAAUCCUCUACCAGGCCCACCUGUUUAUGAGAGCAGCACUCUGCGUCCUCUGAGGCAGAAGAGCUGCGAGCUGGAGGCUGAGUCCAAUCUGUUUCGCUGCAUGAGCGACGCCUCAUUGGUCAAGAGGAGGAGGGGGAAGGGGAAGUCAGCAGCACAGAGAGAGAAAGAGAAACAACAUCGCUUCUCUAUCAAUGGACACUUCUACAACUACAAGACAUCAGUCUUUACUCCAUCGUUUGGUACUCCAACUAAAGUUCGUAUCAACAGCAGGAUGAGCACAGAUCAGGUGAUUGUACAGCUGCUUAACAAGUUCAAGAUUGAGAAUGAUCCCCAGGAGUUUGCUCUGUACUGUGUUCACCAAAGUGGAGAAAAGAGGAAGCUCAGUAACCAUGACCAGCCUCUAUGGGAGCGUAUACUACAGGGACCCUCUGAUGACAUCAUGAGGAUCUUUUUGAUGGACAUGGAUGAAGAGGAAGUCAGCGAUGAUGUGGCCCAGUAUCUAAACUUGGAGUUCCCGAUCCUGGAGCAAGUUCUACUGAAACUCAGAGAGGAGGAGAACAGAGAGAUUCAAAGGGUCGUCAGCAAGUACCACAACCAGCAUAGACUCCUUCUACAUACGCUGAACUGUAAGACGUCACCUCACACUGAGACAAGCGUCUGAUCCUUGAACCACCUACACAAAUCCAGUCAUCCAUCACAGCACUGCUGUACGGAUGAACAAGUAGCUGCUGAAAACUUGGGGAAAGUAGUUUUUUUAUGCAAAUUCAUUAACUUUAUGAAAAGAAAAGUAAAAGAUGAUGUUUUGAAGUGAUACAUCAAAAUGAAGAGUACCACAAGAUCAAAAAAGAAAGAUAAACUAAAACACAUGAUGGUUUUUUUAGCCCUACAAUUUGAAGUCUCAUACAUCCCUUGCAUUCAAUACAUACUAUUUUUUCACUUUUUUUCUUUAAACUGUAAAGUAAGUGAAGUUGUAAGAUGCUGUAAAUAUUUGUAAAUCAAUUAUUUGUCUUUAUUAAUAAAUGUUAAUUGUGAA